AUGCAGACGUCGACGAGUCACCAGCAUGUAAGGCACAGCCAUAGCCAUAACCAUCUCGCAGCGGCCCAGCGCCCGCAGGUAUACCAGGUCGUGGCGUCCGCGCCUGCUGUACCGCAUCGGACGGAGCACCGUCAUGAACACGCGAGCUCGAAGCCGUCGAAGCCGGUCAAGGUGACGCACGCGCCGGCGAGUCAGCCUGUCAACCUCAGCGAUUUCGCGUAUAGCAAGUGUACCGGUCGGAAGAAGGCACUCUGCAUCGGAAUCAAUUAUACGGGUACGAGGCAGGAGUUGAGAGGAUGCGUGAACGACGCGAAGAACGUAAUGCGGUUCUUACAUAGGAAUUAUGGGUUCAAGCAAGAGGAUAUUGUCAUAUUGACAGACGAUCGGUCCGAUCCCCGCGCGAGGCCGACGAAGGCGAACAUGGUGGAUGCGAUGAAGUGGCUUGUGUCGGGUGCGCGCCCGAACGACUCGCUGUUCUUCCAUUACUCAGGACAUGGCGGCCAGGUGAAGGACCGCGAUGGAGACGAGCCGGACGGCAAGGAUGAGGUGAUUUACCCUCUCGAUUACCGAACGGCCGGCCCAAUAAUUGACGAUGAAAUGCAUGCGAUCAUGGUCAGGUCUCUGCCUCGUGGAUGUCGAUUGACGGCGCUGUUUGAUUCCUGCCACUCCGGAUCGGCAUUGGACCUUCCGUACUCGUAUCACAGCGACGGUCGUAUCAAGUCGAUGGGCGUAACGGAUCGCGCUCGGCAGCGUAAGCAUACUGCGGCGGAUGUGAUAUCGUGGAGCGGGUGCAAAGACUCGCAGACGAGCGCGGACGUGGCGUCGACGGAUGGAAGGCUGGCAGUGGGAGCCAUGAGCGACGCGUUCAUGGCUUCGCUGUCGCGUAACCCGAGGCAGUCGUACGCCGGUUUGCUCAAGUCUGUGAGGGAUAUCCUGAAGAAGAAGUACAGCCAAAAGCCGCAACUGUCGAGCUCGCACAAGAUUGUGAGUAGCAUUGCAUGUUUGCGCUUCCAUGAAGCUCAUAGCUGUUCAGGAUACGACUCUGAUGUUCGUUAUGUAACCGUUUGCUUUUUGUGGGAAGCGAGGGAAGCGUCCCUAGUGCUCCCAGACUUUCGGACUUGUAUCAAAUUUUGA
Punctularia strigosozonata HHB-11173 SS5 is the source of this 1134-nucleotide messenger RNA. RefSeq lists its product as uncharacterized. The record is from RefSeq and is a predicted model, not a curated record. The transcript is spliced from 13 exons. NCBI's taxonomy places the organism in Eukaryota, Fungi, Basidiomycota, Agaricomycetes, Corticiales, Punctulariaceae. The coding region runs from base 1 to 1134 and encodes 377 amino acids. Gene Ontology annotation, biological process: proteolysis. Gene Ontology annotation, molecular function: cysteine-type endopeptidase activity.